Messenger RNA from Exserohilum turcica Et28A, 1842 nucleotides. RefSeq lists its product as uncharacterized. The coding region runs from base 75 to 1481 and encodes 468 amino acids. Lineage: Eukaryota; Fungi; Ascomycota; Dothideomycetes; Pleosporales; Pleosporaceae. Gene Ontology annotation, cellular component: cytosol. The record is from RefSeq and is a predicted model, not a curated record. The transcript has 3 exons. Gene Ontology annotation, molecular function: polyubiquitin modification-dependent protein binding. Gene Ontology annotation, biological process: ubiquitin-dependent protein catabolic process.
CGCCCUAGACGCUUUAUUCUUUGCCAGCCUGUACCCGUGCCGUCACCAGAGCCCGACACACAGCUACCCUUGCCAUGGCUGAGGACGCCGCCACCUCCUCCGAGGACCCGCAAAUCACCUUCAACGUCAAGGCUGCAAACGACCAGAAGCAUGUCCUCACCCUGCCCAGCGCCACCACAGUCGCCGACCUCAAGGCCAAGCUCGCCACGCCAGAAUAUGCAGACGUCCCCGUCGACCGCCAGCGCUUGAUAUACUCGGGCCGUGUGCUCAAGGACCCAGAUACAUUGGCCAGCGUCAAGAUUAAAGACGGACACACUAUACAUCUUGUCAAAGGCGCUGCCAGCAAUGCAAGACAGAACCCCGCCAGCCAGGGCACGGCAAGCACUGCGGGCGCGGGCACCACCCCGGCCCCCCAGGUGCCCACCAACAUCGCCGCAGGAACAGGCAACAACCCUCUGGCUGGACUGACUGGUGCGCGAUAUGCUGGAUUCCAUGGCCUGCCUGGAAUGGACAUGUUUGGCCCAGACGGAGGCAUGGGCCCUCCACCAACCACCGAGUCGAUGCUCGAGCAGAUGGAGAACCCCAUGUUUCUCUCACAGCUAAACGAGGCCAUGAACAACCCUGCAGUAGUCGAUAUGAUGUUGCAAAGCCCCAUGAUCCGCGACAAUCCAAUGCUUCAGCAAGUGCUGCGAGACCCCGAAAUGCGCCGCAUGAUGUUCAGCCCGGAAAUGAUGCGCAUGCAACUACAAAUGCAACGAAACAUGGGUGGGCGUGGGCCUGGUGCUGCGCCUAGCUUCCCAGCUCCUGGUGCUACAGACAAUACGCCGCAGUCAGGUUCCACAGCGGCCAGCCAAGGCACCACUGCGACACCCAACCAGCCUAAUACGACCGCACCGACAGACCCUUUUGCCGCCUUUGGUGGAGGCGCUGCAGCCGGAGCCAACCCAUUCGCUAGCCUGUUCGCAGGAGGUCAGAACCCAUUCGCUCCUCCACAACAGCAGGGCGCCAACACUGGUGCGCCACAAAACACACAAGACGCCUCAAGCACCUUUCCCAAUUUGUUCGGUGGUGCCGGUGCGCAAGGCGGACAGCCGAACCCCAUUGCAGAGGCUGCGCAACGAAUGAUGCAGAACCCAGAAGCCAUGCGCAACAUGAUGCAAAUGAUGGGUGGUCCUGGAGCAAAUCCAUUCGCUGCUUUUGGACAAGACCCCGCAUCAGGAGCCGCAGCUGGUGGCGUUGGCCAACCGCCGGCUGGCAACCCGUUCGCCGCGCUCUUUGGUCCGGGGGGAUUCGGCGGAGCAGGCGGCUUUGGCUCACCUCCGCCAGCUGACAACCGCCCACCGGAAGAGGUGUACGAAACACAACUACGACAACUCAAUGAAAUGGGCUUCUACGAAUUUGAUCGCAAUGUCUCAGCACUACGGCGGAGUGGCGGCAAUGUCCAGGGUGCCAUUGAGUACCUGCUCAACGGCGCAGUGUAGCAUGCUUUUCCAAAAAUCAUCUUAUUAGUGCUGAAGCCCGCGUCGCAGCACUCCCUUACCGAGAGCGAGAUUGCAGACAUAGAGCGAUAUGAGCAAGAUGAAAAGCGCAUGGCCGAGGAGGACUUUGGGAGUGACCUGGAUGGUAUACUAGAUGCCUACGACAGUGACGAAGACUGGUCUUUCGAGUCGGAUGACAAUGGACAUGCUCUCGUUGGUCUAUGAGGUCUCUCUCUAUACUCUCUACUCUGCUAUACAGUUAGAUGAGUGGGUAGCUUGUAGUAAUAUUUGGCACGGCGCUAGACUUGGUGUAAUGAUAGCCAGCAAAUGAUACCACUAGGCAAAUAAAUGUAAAGGUUGCCGC